AUGGCCCUUCGUCUUCGAGGUGCUCUCCUGCUGGCAGUCGCUGCGGCGCUGGCCCUGGUGAACUGCACUAGCUUCGUCAACACCGGCAUUCAAGGCCGCCUCGAAAGGGACGUCGCGCUGAGAGCGGAGGCGAAGAAGGCUCCAAAGAAGAAGGCCAAGGGCCCAUGGGUCGGACCCAAGAAGGGUUCCUGGGUGAAGAUCCUGCGCCCCGAGUCCUACUGGUUCCAGACGCGAGGACAGGUGGUGAACGUCAACCAGAAGCCGGAGGUCAAGUAUCCAGUCACCGUCAAGUUCGACCGGGUCAACUACGCAAACGUGAACACCAACGGAUUCGCGCUGUGGGAGGUGAUCGAGGCGCCUGCCCCGGGUCCAGGUGAGGUCUGA
This is a messenger RNA of Symbiodinium natans, 384 nucleotides long. NCBI's taxonomy places the organism in Eukaryota, Dinophyceae, Suessiales, Symbiodiniaceae. The record is from the annotation of a GenBank genome assembly.